AUGGGACAAGACGAGAGCUCAUCUAUGAUGUGCCGAGGACAAAGCUCAGAGAUAAAGAAAGGGGUUGUCAAUGCGGUAUCCAAGGGCAUGCCCGCUCCCAAUGUAGUGAUUUGUCCUGAUCUGUCCCUAGGAGAGCAGGCGGCACUACCAUUUACUCUGUCAUCCAGUGAGGAAUCAUCCUUUGGCAGUUUUGAGUCUUCGCAGGGCUCAGACACUGAGAUAGACUCUAGUGUGGGGGUCGAUUCACACGAGGCAGAAUCGGCCACCCUUCGCACCGAUGGUGGUGUGAGGGUCAUUCCCAAAGAAGAGGAUAGGGUGAGCACGGAUGUUCUAGUUGGUGGUGAUGGUUUCGGAGGGGGCAAUGAAGCAGCUGUCAAUGUAGGUGACUGCAAGGGUGAAGAAGGAGAAGUCUCAGCCUCGUCGUUUGGUCCACGACAAGUUGCGAGCAUUACCUACAGACAUGAAUGUUUAGUUGGAUCCCAAGAAGCUCUCUGCUGCGUGGGCCUAGGUGAGGAAGCGCGUGGCGGUAGAAUAGGUAGCCAAACGAGCCGAGGAGAAGGCUGCCAAGGGCAAGGCACCGGUGGCUCUGGGCAUGCUAAGACAAAGAAGGUGGUAAACACUCCAGCUUGGUCGGUGGUGAGGUCGCUUGAGAAAGGAGAGAAGAAAAGAGAGGAGUCACCAAUCCUCAGGGACGCAGACAAGGGAAAGGGUGUAAUGAGACUUCCCCUUGCUCGUCGAGUUAUGGGUGAUGAUGCUGAGCACUUAGACAUUGGCAUUCAACCAUUCAAUCAACCAUUUGAUCUGACCUCUGAGGACUAGGAGAGGAAGAGGAAGAGAGAAGAAGAGAGCUCUCAGGAGGUUGAGGGCCGCCGAGGAGUGGCUGCCUAGGCCGCUGCUGGUGGUCGCCGUCCAUUUCAAAAGGCCAUCCCUCCAUCCUGGAAUCUGCUGGAGGAGGAGUCUUCUAUUGCUGACAAGGAUGUGGCAUGGACCUGGGGGAGUUAGGGGCACCUGCGUAUUGAUUGGGAGUGGAUGAGGCAACUGCCCGAUUCCUACCUGCUUGACUACAUGUAUCAGCAUAUAUGCGAUGGCUAUAGCUGGUCGAUGGAGGUAUGUCAUCGUAUGGAAAAGGCAGUCGGGAGGAGAAACAAGAUGGUGGAGGACAACCAUCAUCUCUGGGAUCAGCUUGCACAAGUCAGCGGCUAGUUGGACGUCACCAGCAAAGAGUGUCGUACUACCAAGGCUAGCUCCUUGACACAUGAGAAGCGGUCCUUUGAGCUGGAAGAGGAGGUGAAGAAGUUGCUCUUGGAAUGGAGCGAAAUGGUUAAGGCCAAGGAAGCGCUUUAGGCUGACUUGGUAGAGUUACAGGAGGAGCUUCAGAAGAGUUCAGCCGCUCAUGUGUCAACUAUCCAGUCCUUGGAGGAGCGGCACUGAUCGGAACUUAAGCAAGCUAUGGAAAAGGCCAUGAAGCGAUAUGUGGACAGGAUUGGCUAUUGGGUCUCAAUACUGCCUCCUUCAACUCCGGUUUUGACACAAUGGCCGCCUUUUUCUUGCAAAAGUAUCCUUCAGAAAAUUUAAGUGAUUAUGAGCACUACAUUCCUCCUCCUAAGCCCCCAGAGUCAAAGAAGCAAGCGACGAGGUAGACCAUGCUAGAGCUAACGCCUCUGGGAAGAAAAAGAAGCCUCUCCCUCCACCUAAAGAGAAAAAUUCACCGUUCGCCAAUGCUGCCUGAUCUACUCCUGCUGCCAUCUUCUCUUUUUUUUUCUUGUACAUUCCCUUCCUUGUUUAAUGAAAGCAUCCCUUUUUCAUUUCA
This is a messenger RNA of Macadamia integrifolia, 1810 nucleotides long. RefSeq lists its product as uncharacterized. Lineage: Eukaryota; Viridiplantae; Streptophyta; Magnoliopsida; Proteales; Proteaceae. The record is from RefSeq and is a predicted model, not a curated record. The coding region runs from base 1 to 819 and encodes 272 amino acids. The transcript is spliced from 4 exons.